Molecule: messenger RNA, 3599 nt
Organism: Heterocephalus glaber (naked mole-rat)
Lineage: Eukaryota; Metazoa; Chordata; Mammalia; Rodentia; Bathyergidae
Source: RefSeq, a predicted model, not a curated record
GCUGCCCACCAGCAAGCAAACCCGGGUUUAGAUGCUGCGUAGAUCUCCCCUCUCUUCCCUCCCGGCUCUCAAUUCUAGCCCUUAUUGGCCAAAAGUUUCCUCCCCCUCGGGGGAACUCGACUUUUUACUGGCCAGACUUCAGUGACGUCACACACUUCUUGGGCUGGAAACCAGGGAAGGCAGCAACAAGUUAAGCCGAAGACGGAAGGGGGAGCUGGCUCAGGUCAGCUGCUGAUCUUUGGAAGGUCAAGUCAGUCAGCCUUCCUGGGCUUUUUCCUCUCCCAUAACGUCAGGGUGUUGGACUGGAUGUAGCCCAGGGCCUUUCCAGCCCUCUGUGCCUUUGACCUUUCAAGGUCUGUUCAGUUUUCCACUGCCCGUGGCUCCCUGGAAGAGGCAGCUUCCCUGUGGCUGUUGGCAGGUGCUGCUUUGCAAGGUAAAUACUGCUCUGAAGAGCUGAGGCAUCAGGAUGAGAAGGCCUGGAACCAGCCUGGGCUCAGGGGGCUGCUGACCAGCCCUUGACCUUUGGAACCCAACCAAGACUGUCCUCCCCUGAAGGAACUGCGGUCCUUACGGUCCUUACGAGAGCCUUUCUUCGGAGGUGGCAGACACAGCGGCCUCAGGGACCUCAGCAGCUAUGGCCUCCUGCCCAGACUCAGAUAAUAGCUGGGUGCUUGCCGGUGCAGAGGGCCUGCCUGUGGAGACCCUGGGGCCAGAACCCGGGACAGACCCUGAAUCUGAGAGGGACCCCCAGAUGCCUCGACAAACCACCCAGGCAGAUGGUGCGGAAUUAGCUGGGGCCUUGGAUGGAGAAGAGAACUUCUUCCAGACGGAAAGACCCCAGGCUGGUCCCACUGUGCCGGAGGAGACUGAGGCCGAGACUGCUGUGGGCAGUGAUGGUCCUGGUGUGGAGCCCCCUGGCCCAGGGGACACAGAGCUCCAGGGAGACCUGCAGGAGACCCCCAUGGCAGCAAGCCUGGGCCCGGACAUGCGAGACCCGGAGGACCAGAGCACCCUGCAGAGCCCGCCCUCCACCCCUAAAACAGGUUGGAUUCGGGAGGAGGGCUGCUGCUCCACCAGUGAGGAUGACACCGACAUGGACGUGGAGGGCCUGCGGAGACGCUGGGGCCCCCAACUGAGCCCGCCUCCGACAGCAGCGCCCUUUGGUGUGGAGGACCAGGCCAGGGCUGGGGGUGCCGGUGGGGAGCUGGGCAUCUCGCUCAACAUGUGCCUCCUCGGGGCCCUGGUUCUGCUGGGCCUGGGCGUCCUCCUCUUCUCUGGUGGCCUCUCCGAGUUGGACACUGGGCCCGUGGAGGAGGCAGAGCUGCAGGUCUUCUCCGAUGCUGGCUCAGACGCUGAGUUGGUGGGUGCCGAGGCAGACGGGCAGGAUAGACUGAGGGAACAGCUGCAGGCCUCCGUUUCCGCUGACAGUGUCCCCAGCCUGCAGAACAUGGGCCUUCUGCUGGACAGGCUGGCCAAGGAGAACCAGGAUAUCCGGCUGCUGCAGGCCCAGCUGCAGGCCCAGAAAGAAGAGCUUCAGAGCCUGAUGCAGCAGCCCAAAGAGCUGGAGGAGGAGAACGCCCGGCUCAAGGGGGCCCUGCAGCAGGGCGAGGCCUCCCAGCAGGCCCUGGAGUCAGAGUUGCAGCAGCUGCGGACCCGGAUCCAGGCACUGGGGGCUGACUGCACCCAGGGCCCAGAUGGGGUGUGCCUCAGCUGGGGCCACAGCCCACAGGGCGGCAAGGCCACCAUGGAGCAGGACCCAGGGUCCAGCUUCCUAGAGGAGAAGGCACAGCUGGAGGCGGAGGCCCAGGUGCUGAGGAGGGAGCUGCAGAGACAGCGGCAGCUGCUGAACUCUGUGCAGCAGGACCUGCAGAGGAGCUUGCGGGACGCCGGCCGAGGGGACCCUGCCCACGCUGGCCUGGCCGAGCUGGGCCACAGACUGGCCCAGAUGCUGAAGGGCCUGCAGAACUGGGGCCUGGACCCUGGGGCCCUGGCCAAUGCCUCAGAGGCCUGGCAUCAGAAGCCCCAGAGAGCUGGCAAGGGGAAGUGGCAUGACGGGCAGAGGGAUGGGAAGGCUGAGCACUGGAAGCAUAGGAAAGAGUCUGGCUGGGAGAGGAGGAAGAGCUUUGGGGGCGAGGACAGGGAGCCGGCAGGGAGGUGGAAGGAGGACAAACCAGGAGGGGAAAAGUGGGGGGCGUGGAAGGAUGGGAAACAACAGGACCCCAAGGAACCCGCGUGGAAAAGUUCGAGUCACCACUCUGGAGAAAGGCAGGAGCAUUCCCAGGGAAGGGAGGGGCCUAAAGACAGUCAGGACUCGCUGCCCCACUGGGCGGAGCUGUUGAGGCGCAAGUACAGGGCACCCCAGGGCUGCUCGGGCGUGGCCGGGUGUGCCCGGCAGGAGGGCCUGGCCUUCUUCGGCACGGAGCUGGCCCCCGUGCGGCAGCAGGAGCUGGCCUCUCUGCUGAGGACAUACCUUGGGCAGCUUCCCUGGGCCGGGCAGCUGGCCAAGAAACUGCCCUUCUCUCCUGCCUACUUCGAUGAGGAUGGCGUCUUCCGACACGACCGCCUCCGCUUCCGGGAUUUCGUGGAUGCCUUGGAAGACAGCCUGGAGGAGGUGGCAGCGAGGUGGACAGGUGAUGAUGAUGAGGUAGAUGACUUUGAGGACUUCAUCUUCAGCCACCUCUUGGGAGACAAAGCACUGAAGAGGAGGUCAGGGAAGAGGGACAAGCACUUUCGGAGCCCCCGAGUCGUGGGGCCCAGGGAGGAGCACAGGCCCCAGCCCUACCACUGAGGCUGAGCCCAGCGCGUGGGCCCGGCCCAGCCCGGAGUACCUGACUCCUGGCUUCAGCGGACCAUGCGGCUGGCCUCUCAGGCUCAGCUGGUGUCCUUGGGUGUCCUUCACAGAGGAGAGCACAGCGCCCCGCCCUGCACUGAUACCACUCUAGAAAAGGCCUUAUCUGGACCUGCCUUCUGUCAAUCAAAUGCACAGGCUCUGGCCCCUGUGAGGGGGAUGGGAAGGCAGCCUGUUUUCAGGAGGAGGAGGGCAUUCGCAUUCGGAUUCCGAGAAAAGCCAGAGAGCUUUCACCCUGUUCUGCGUGCCUCUGCCCCACCCCUGACCCAGUGCCCCCUGGGACUGACUGAAUCGCUGGUGGGAGGCCCAGUGCCAGGGCUUGCUGUGGGGUUUUGUUGUAUUUGGAAGCAGCUGUCUCUAGGGGGUGAGGGCCUUUUCCCCCUGCUUCUCACGUGCCCUAACUCCCCCUGAGAACUGUGGGGUCAUGGCAGGGUUGUCUGACUUGGGGCCACCUCACCCUGCCACCCGGGUGGGCCUGGCACUCAGCUUUUCUCCCGCUCUCUCCCCUGGAUGCCUUCCCACCGAGCCCAGGCCCCCCGGGCUGGAGCUUCACCUCAUGCUCACCGCUCUAGUGCCUUCGCCCUGGGAGAGGUAAGGGCCCUGGCUUUGGAGUCUGACCUUAGGCCUGACUCUGGGCUGAGUGAUCUUGGGCAAAUUAAUCUCUGUGAACCUUGGGCUCCUCAUCCUCAAAAAGGGGGUUGAAGGGCUGAGAAAGAGAUUAAAUAAAGUGAUGGCUGCCCUGGUUUUAGCA